AUGGGCUUUCGAAGAUCCCAGUUCUCGCCAGAUGACCCACCAGCCAAAGACUCGUCACGCCCCAAGGCGAAAGGCGAUGGUGAUACAAAUGCCCCUGCCCCUAGCCAUCGGCAUUCUUCCGUCCUCAAUAGAGAGGGUUCCAUAUACAGCUUCUUCGGCGGCAACGAAGCUGCCAGGCAGGCCAAUAUACGCGAACAAGAGAUAACUUUAAACGCCGCUUUCCGCUACUACCAUCCCGCCAUGCGCUGGGCGAUCAUCAUGGCCGCGCCUAUCAUACUUGAAGGCUACGACACAUCGCUGAUGCCCAACUUUUUUUCAAACAGAGCUUUUAUCGCCCAUUACGGGACCACGACAGAGAAAUCCCCGGGUCAAAAGGUGAUUCCAGCAUGGUGGCAGUCCCUGAUCACCGCUGCUGCUACAAUCGGUCAACUUUUGGGUCUACUUAUUGCGCCAAAGAUUCUCGACAGGGUUGGAUACCGCGUGUCCAAUCUUGAGGGUCUAUUGUGGGCUGCUCUCUGCUUAGUGGUCGUAUUCGCCUCAUCGUUCUGCGGUGGUGAGAACGGUAAAUUGAUCGUCUAUCUCACCGGGGAGUUCCUCAUCGGUAUGCCCUGGGGGCUAUUUCAGUCCCUGGCUCUCCCCUACGUCUCCGACAUCACGCCUUUGAAGCUGAGGGCACAGGCUGCUACCAUGAUCAACAUCUACUGGCUCAUCGGGCAGCUUCUCUGCAGCGGCAUCCUGCGUGGUUUCAUUGUCAUAGGGAAAGACAUCUGGGCCGUUAUCUGGCAUGCUCCCGAUAGCCCGUUGUACCUCGCUCGGCAGGAGAGAUAUGCAGACGCCGCAACUGUUCUGAAGUUCCUCAACCGGGAUCCGUUCUUUGACGCCGAAGGAUCCCUGGAUGCAAUUCGCCAGGUCAACGAGCAUGAAAAGGCUUUCUCCCAAGACAUGGGCUACAUGGCAUGUUUCAACAAGUCAAACCGCCGACGGACUGAGAUAGCUGUGAUGGUGUGUCUGACUCAACAGCUAGUUGGAACGUGUUUGAUAACAUACGGAGUUAAGUUGUUGGAACAAUCCGGGCUCAGCGAGGCCAACUCUAUGGAAAUUUCUAUGGUCAUGUACUGCCUCUGCAUUCUAUCGACCCUGUUUUCCAUGCUGGUGCAGCGACGAUUUGGUCGGAGAACUUUGUGGCUGUGGGGUCUAGGUUUUGAGGUCGUUUGUCUGCUGGUCAUUGGAAUCACUGGGCACUUUGAGAAGCAUCCGAAGUUUCACUGGCUGAUUGCUGGCUUUUUGGUUCUCUUUGCGAUCAUCUACAACCUGACAAUUGGGCCGCUAUGUUUCACAAUUGUUGCUGAAACGCCUUCGACUCGUCUCAAAACUACGACAAACUCACUCUCUCGUGCUGCGUACAUUAUACUCUCGAUUGGGAACCAGUUCCUCGUUCCGUAUCUACUUAGUCCAAGGCCAGUGGGGGUAGGCCUCGGACCGCGAGCAGCCCUUGUGUGGGCGGGAACGGCUACAGCUUGCCUGAUCUGGGCCUUUUUCAGGUUGCCUGAGAUGAAGGACCGUACACCGGCUGAGGUUGACAUCUUGUUUGAGGACAAUCUGCCAACACGACACUGGAAACAUACGAAGCUGGACUAG
Messenger RNA from Clonostachys rhizophaga, 1638 nucleotides. NCBI's taxonomy places the organism in Eukaryota, Fungi, Ascomycota, Sordariomycetes, Hypocreales, Bionectriaceae. The record is from the annotation of a GenBank genome assembly.